Molecule: messenger RNA, 2520 nt
Organism: Penicillium pulvis
Lineage: Eukaryota; Fungi; Ascomycota; Eurotiomycetes; Eurotiales; Aspergillaceae
Product: glycoside hydrolase family 92 protein
Exons: 5
Coding region: 1-2520 (839 amino acids)
Biological process (GO): carbohydrate metabolic process; glycoprotein catabolic process; protein deglycosylation
Cellular component (GO): cytosol; nucleus
Molecular function (GO): carbohydrate binding; peptide-N4-(N-acetyl-beta-glucosaminyl)asparagine amidase activity
Source: RefSeq, a predicted model, not a curated record
AUGCCCUUGCGCCGCGUACUUACGUCGCUCUUUCUCGCCAGCAGUUGCGCGUUGGUUAACGCCGAGCUUCCAGAUCUACCGGAUGAUUAUGAUGUACUCCAAUAUAUUGACCCGCUGAUCGGCACGGCAAACGGAGGCAAUGUCUUUCCGGGAGCCACUUUGCCGUAUGGCAUGGCUAAGGCUGUCGCCGAUACUGAUUCAGAAAGCAACCAGGGCGGUUUUGCAUAUGAUGGUAGCAAUGUGACUGGUUUCUCGAGUAUGCAUGACUCUGGUACUGGAGGUAGUCCUUCUUUGGGGAACUUCCCUCUGUUUGCGUACCCGCAGUGCGCAAAUGAUGUUGUGGAUGGUUGUGUCUUCCCGAAGAAGGCUAGAGCUACACCCUAUACGAAGGGCUCUGUUGAGUCCCAUCCAGGCUAUUUUGCUAUUUCGCUGCCGUCUGGAGUGCGGGUCGACAUGACUGCUGCUCAUCAUACAUCGCUUUUUCGGUUUAAUUUCACAAAUGCUACCAGUCCGCUGAUCCUUCUGGAUCUUUCUGACCUGUCGGACUCGCGGCAAGACAAUGCAACUAUAUCUGUUGAUGAGCUCACGGGACGUAUGACUGGAAAUGCUAAGUUCCUGCCUAGCUUUGGUAGCGGAUCAUACACUCUUCAUUUCUGUGCCGAUUUCAACAGCUCUGCCAGUUUAAGGGAUAGUGGCAUCUUUGUUGAUGCACGGGCAAGCACUGAUGUUCAUGAUUUGAAGAUAUCGCGGAGUAUCAAUGGCUACCCUCUCCCAGGUGGUGGCUUUGUUCGCUUCAAUCCUCCGUCUGAUGGCAUCAUUCAGGCUCGUGUUGGAGUAAGCUUUAUCAGCCCAGACCAGGCCUGCUCUCAUGCCGAAUCAGAGAUCGGUGACUUCAACUUUGAGUCUACACAUAGUAAUGCUGUUGAGAAAUGGACCGAGAAACUCAGUCCAAUUCGCGUUUCACGAACCGGUGUUGAAUCAUCGGUUCUCACCAAUUUCUACAGCGGCAUCUAUCGGACAAUGGUGAACCCCCAGAACUAUACUGGAGAGAAUCCCCUCUGGACCAGCACAGAGCCGUAUUUUGAUUCUUUUUACUGGUUUGUAGCACCACCCCUGGCUUCAUGUUCGCCGCUUACCAUUACUAGUCUAUGGGACUCUUUCCGCUCCCAGAUUCCUUUCCUCACAAUCACCGAUCCUAGUGCAGUCGCUCAGAUGGUCCGUUCCUUGAUUGAUACCCAGCGCCAUCUCGGAUGGCUUCCCGACUGUCGCAUGUCACUUUGCAAGGGCUACACUCAGGGAGGAUCAAAUGCCGACAACAUCCUUGUUGAUGCUUAUGUGAAGGGCAUCAAUGAUGGGAUUGACUGGGACUAUGGAUAUGCCGCAGUCCAAAAAGAUGCCGAGGUGGAGCCUUUUGACUGGUCCAAUGAGGGCCGUGGUGGACUUCAUAGCUGGAAAACGCUGAACUAUAUCCCUGUCGAAGACUUUGACUACGUGGGCUUCGGAACUAUGACUCGAAGUAUUUCACGCACGCUUGAGUACUCAUACAAUGACUAUGCCAUCGCCCAGAUGGCUCGUGGAAUGAACAAAACGGCCGACGCAGAGAAGUACGAAAAGAACUCGGGAGCAUGGCAAAACUUAUUCAAGAAGGAUCAAACUUCAUACCUCAAGAAGAACAACACUGGCUUUGUGGGAUUCUUCCAGCCCAAGUAUCUCAAUGGGACCUGGGGACACCAGGAUCCUCUUAAGUGCUCGAACAUUGACAACUCCGGAAGCAUAUGCUCCCUCCAGAACACUGGCGCGGAAACAUUCGAGUCCAGUAUUUGGGAGUAUCAAUUCUUCGUACCCCACGACAUGGCUGCACUUAUCCCUCUACUCGGCGGUGCCUCAAGCUUUGUCAAGCGCCUCGACUACCUGCAUGACAAAAACAUCACAUACAUCGGCAACGAGCCUGCUUUCUUGACCGUUUUCCAAUACCAUUAUGCUGGACGUCCUGCAAAAUCUACUGCGCGAGUUCGCACAUACAUUCCGGAUUACUUUUCUCCGACUCCUACUGGUCUACCUGGUAACGACGACUCCGGCGCCAUGGGAUCCUUUGUCGCAAUGUCGAUGAUGGGUCUCUUCCCGAAUCCAGGACAGAGCGUCUACCUGAUCACUGUCCCGUUCUUUGAAUCGGUGAGUAUCACCUCGCCGCUGACAGGCAAAACGGCUUCUCUGCGCGUUGUCAACUGGGCCGAUUAUAACAGCCUCAACAACACCGGUGGAUCAGGUUUCAUUCAAUCCGCUACUCUUAAUGGCUUGCCGUAUACACGAAACUGGGUCGACCAUGGCUUCUUCACCCAGGGCCAGGAUUUGGUUCUCACCUUGGGCCUCAAUGAGAGUAAUUGGGGUACGAAGCCUGAAGAUCUGCCACCUUCUUUGUCACAUUCCGCGGACGUGGAUGCGCGUGACCUUGACUAUGACGAUCUUCGGGAGAGCGGAAUUCUAGGAAGUGGGGAGGCAUAUCGCACAGAACAUCAUUGA